Messenger RNA from Gadus macrocephalus (Pacific cod), 2246 nucleotides. Its product is annotated as protein-tyrosine kinase 6-like. Gene Ontology annotation, molecular function: non-membrane spanning protein tyrosine kinase activity; signaling receptor binding; ATP binding. The transcript has 8 exons. Gene Ontology annotation, cellular component: extrinsic component of cytoplasmic side of plasma membrane. NCBI's taxonomy places the organism in Eukaryota, Metazoa, Chordata, Actinopteri, Gadiformes, Gadidae. Gene Ontology annotation, biological process: cell differentiation; cell surface receptor protein tyrosine kinase signaling pathway; innate immune response. The record is from RefSeq and is a predicted model, not a curated record. The coding region runs from base 22 to 1134 and encodes 370 amino acids.
CAACCCUGGUAUUUUGGGGAGAUGAGUCGGUUUGAGGCACAGAGCCACCUCACUGAUCCAAAGAACAGGAACGGUGCUUUCCUGAUCCGCAUGAGCCCGAAGGACGGCGUGGGAUACGUGCUCUGUGUGAGGCAGGGGAGCAAAGUGAAGCACUGUUUGAUCGGCCAGAGUGACGGGGGGUUCGCCCUCGAGACGGCCCAGUCGUUCAGCUCCCUCGCGGACCUCGUGCUCCACUACCAAACACACCAGAUCCUCACCCGCGAACCACUGGGACAGCCCUGCAAGAGGAGAGAGCCCCAUACUGCAGACCUCUCCAAGGCCACGGUGGAUGAGUGGGAGCUCCCCAAGGACGAGUUCACCCUGGAGGAGCAGCUUGGCAGCGGCUUCUUUGCCGAAGUGUACCGCGGCCGCUGGAAGAACCGCAUAAACGUGGCCAUUAAGAUCAUCAAGAGCGACUCUGAGCUGAACCAUAAGGAGUUCCAGAGGGAGGUGCAGAUUCUCAAAGCCCUGCGUCACCCUCACCUCAUCUCCCUGAUGGCCGUGUGCUCCGCCUCCCCUCCCUAUUACAUCAUCACCGAGCUCAUGCAGAAGGGCAACCUGCUCAGCUUCCUCCGAGGUAGAGAGGGGGGGGCACUGGAGGCGGAGCCUCUGAUUGACAUGGCUGCCCAGGUGGCUGAUGGGAUGGCAUAUCUGGAGGAGAAGAACAGCAUCCACAGAGAUCUGGCGGCUCGCAACGUCCUGGUGGGCGAAAACUACAUCUGUAAGGUGGCAGACUUUGGACUGGCUCGGAUCAUCAAGGAGCCCUUCUACAUCACACUGGACCGGAAGAUUCCGUACAAAUGGACCGCCCCGGAGGCCAUCAGCCACGGGAAGUUCUCCAACAAGUCCGACGUGUGGUCCUUCGGCGUGCUGCUGUAUGAGAUCAUGAGCCGCGGAGGCACUCCCUAUCCAGCCCUCAGCAAUCAGGAAGUGUAUCAGCAGGUUACCACCGGUUACCGUAUGCCAGCUCCUCCCAGCUGCCCUAAAGCCAUAUACAGCAUCAUGACGGAGUGCUGGCAGGCAGACCCACGCUCCAGGCCCGACUUCAAGGAGCUCUGCGUGCGGCUGGGCUGCGGCACUUAUUUAUUUGAGUGAGGCUCUGCCUGCAGUUCUUGUGUGCUGUCCCAAGGAACAGUCGAGACCUGAAUAGAAAACAUGGUUGCUGUUCAUCUGAAUGAUUAUCUUGGUUUCAUGAAUAAUAUAAAUUAAAAUGAAAUCAAUGCUUUAGGAUUGAUGAAGGGAAUGCAACAUGUACACGUUAUGUUUCAGCCUUUUCGAAGUUUGGCUGUGUAUGUGUAUAUUGUUCUUAGGUGGUAAAAAUGGCCACAUGAUAUCAUGAAUCAAAACGAGUUAUGCAACCUUAUUAGUGUACAUUAGUGUACAUACAGUGUAACAAAUUACUUUUGUUUAUUAAAUCUGUUUUUUAAAUAUGAUAUCCAUAAUGGGCAUCAAGGAAUUGUUCAUGUUAAACACCACAGAACAGCCACUCUCACUCCGUGAGGUAUUCAGUGUUGCUUCAAAAGCCAGACUCGUAUACAUGCAAGCUGCCUCAAGGGUUCCAUGAAGAGAAACCAUGCGUGGCCAGGAUCUUAUAUUCACACUUAGUCCUCUUGAGAACCUCUCGUUGAAUCUGAAGUUGCUGAAGAAAAAACUUUGCUGGAUAGGCCUUUGAUUGGGCUAGUGAAAUUAGCAGGCUAAAGUAAGGUUCUUGAUUUUGACAUAAAAGGAGAAUCGUAUUAUUUGUGUUACUCAACCUAUGGUACAUUAUGUAUUAGGCCUAUAUUCAAUGACAGGCCACACAAUGAAUGACCAUUUGUGAUUAUGAUAUGUUUUUUUAUUAAAAAUAAAUAUUUAUAUUUAAAAAAAUACUCGAAAUAUUGUAGCGCUAUAUUGAAUAGAUUUUAUGUUUUGCGUCCGUCAGUGAGAUGUCAUGUCUUCUGUAUGAACACAAGGGCGCAGCAGAGAGCACGUUCUCUAAUAAUUUGCAGCACUGCCGAUUAAGGCGCUGGCAUGCAACCUUGUUUAGUUUAGUUACACACCAAGUUCUUGGUAUACUUAUAAAUGUAUUAAAAAAUAUUGCCCAAGCAUACGUUUUAAGUAGGUGUGUAAGUAUAGGCUUACAUAAUAUUGAUAAUCACGAUACGUUAUAUUUAUAUAGCACUUUUUUAAAUACUCAAAGACAGAUAGACAACGAACAGGGUUGGAGA